This is a messenger RNA of Macrosteles quadrilineatus (aster leafhopper), 801 nucleotides long. Its product is annotated as lysozyme M1-like. NCBI's taxonomy places the organism in Eukaryota, Metazoa, Arthropoda, Insecta, Hemiptera, Cicadellidae. Gene Ontology annotation, biological process: carbohydrate catabolic process; cell wall macromolecule catabolic process; peptidoglycan catabolic process. The coding region runs from base 85 to 744 and encodes 219 amino acids. The transcript has 2 exons. Gene Ontology annotation, molecular function: lysozyme activity. The record is from RefSeq and is a predicted model, not a curated record.
GACGAACUACAGACAACACAGAAAGCUAGGGCUCGUAUUUAAAAGCUGAGGAGAGGAGCUGAAGAAUCAGUACAAUCAGACAGCAUGUGGCUGGUGCAUAUUGUGUUUUCAUCCCUUAUAGCAUGGGUCUCAGGGAACUUGAUCAUAGACGUCUCCCAUUAUAACGGCAACAUCGACUGGGCCAAGGUGAAGGCUGCUGGGGUGGUCGGUGCCAUCGCUAAGGUGUCCGAGGGCAAUCUAUGGGGAUGGCGAGAUCGUCAGUUUGUGAGGAACUGGCAGCAAAUGAAGGCCAACAAUGUGGAGCAGUUGGGGGCUUAUCACUACUUUAGAGGCGACCGAACAGCCGACUCGCAAGAGUCACUGAUCAACAAGUGUCUGGCUAGAGUAGACUUUGAUCCCAACAAGCAUAUCUUGGCUAUUGACGUAGAAGGGACAGGAAAUGAAAAAGUAUCGGCGGCCGCAAUGGCUGACACGUUGAAAAGUCUUCUUGACAAGUUGAAAACCAAAUAUAAGAAUAUCUACAUCUACUCUGCGCCUAACAUGGAAAACAAAGUUUUGUGGAAUAAAUACAGCAAUGAUUUCAGCUCUUACAACCUUUGGAUUGCCCACUACACUAGCGCCGCUGAACCGACUAUUCUCAGCAUAUGGAAGAAGAAAGGAUACAAGCUGUGGCAAUACUCGCAAACAGGCAAGUUGAAGGGACUGAGUAGCUUGAACUUCGAUUUGAACAGGUGGAAAAACUAACUUUUGAGUCAUUCUUUAUUUUUUUAUUGACAGAUAAAUAAACGUUUACUCUGUGUU